AAAACCGUGAACUGAGAGGAGAGAAACAAGAGAGGUGCACUGCCGAGGUGACAGUCACAUCAUCAGGAGACAAAUCAGACAAUGGCCAACACGCUCAGAUCGUGGAUGAUGCUCGCAGCGCUCGUCGUCUGCAUCCUGGUGUGUCUGAGCAGUUUUGCGGACGCCUACCCUCCCAAACCAGAGAGCCCCGGGAGCGACGCCUCACCGGAGGACUGGGCCAAAUACCACGCAGCCGUCAGGCACUAUGUCAACCUCAUCACCAGACAGAGGUAUGGGAAGAGAUCAACCCCUGAGGAGGCGGUGGCCUGGCUGCUGUAUGGAGGAAAUUCAAACCAAGACACUGAGCCACGCUCUGACUAUGUUGACCAGUGGUAAAUGAGUCCAAUUUCAACACACAAUCCCGCACUACCAACACAUCCUCAAGAAGCAACCUGCUCGGGAUCCGGUGAUGCCAUAUGUUUAAUUAUAUGAUAAGCAUGUAUGCCUAUUUGCUUCACUAUGUUUGUUUGCCCUUCUAAGUACAUGUAAUAAUUCUUCUCCCAAAUGUGUAAAUAAUUUGUAUUGAAAUCAAAUUUACAAUAAACACCUCUGUGAAUUUAAAG
This is a messenger RNA of Oreochromis aureus, 602 nucleotides long. RefSeq names its product peptide YYb (gene pyyb). Gene Ontology annotation, biological process: feeding behavior; neuropeptide signaling pathway. Gene Ontology annotation, molecular function: neuropeptide hormone activity; neuropeptide Y receptor binding. Bases 82 to 375 code for a protein of 97 amino acids. The record is from RefSeq and is a predicted model, not a curated record. NCBI's taxonomy places the organism in Eukaryota, Metazoa, Chordata, Actinopteri, Cichliformes, Cichlidae. Gene Ontology annotation, cellular component: extracellular region. The transcript is spliced from 4 exons.